CCGCCAUGUUCUUGGGAGCACGCGCGCCAUUAGACCGCAGCAGGCCGCGAGGGAGACGGUUGAUUCGGUUCGCUGAGGAGAAAUCGAGCGAGAAUCGCGCUUCUACCGCACGGAUUUAAAUGUCUUUCGAUUGACGUUCGCCACAAUGACGUCCAGCACUAAUGUGAUCCAGGUGACGAACGUGUCGCCGAGCAGCACCGCGGAGCAGAUGCGAACCCUGUUCGGCUUCAUCGGAACCAUCGACGAGCUCCGACUCUUUCCUCCAGAUGAUUCUCCCUUGCCUGUGACUUCACGUGUAUGUUUUGUAAAGUUCCACGAGCCGGAGUCAGUCGGAGUUUCCCAGCAUCUGACCAACACGGUGUUCGUGGACCGAGCCCUGAUCGUCGUCCCCUUCGCCGAAGGAGUGAUUCCUGACGAAUCCAAGGCUCUGUCGCUGCUCGCUCCAGCCAAUGCCGUCGCAGGAUUGUUGCCAGGAGGCGGACUCCUCCCGACGCCCAACCCCAUCCCAUCUAUCGGUGGCGUUCCUCUAGGUCUUGGAGGGCCAAACUUGGACCCCAUGGCAGCUCUGGCUUUGGCGGCGCCCAAUAUAAACACUCAGUCUUUGUCAGCUGAGCAGCUUAUGAAGCUUAUGGCAUCCAUAGACCCCAAGCUGAAUCAUCUCGCCGCGGGGCUGAAUCUGACCCCUGGACUGAAGGCGGACGGCUCGAAUAAAGAGAUCGAAGAAGCCAUGAAGCGAGUGAGAGAGGCCCAGUCUCUGAUCUCCGCUGCCAUCGAGCCCGGAAGUAAGAAGGAUGAUAAACGCAAGCGCUCCAGGUCCAGAUCCCGGCGCAGGAGGUCCAGGUCCCGCUCCAGACACAGGAGGUCUAAGAGUCGCUCCAGACGGAGAUCUCGCUCCAGGAGCAGGAGGAGGUCCAAGAGCCCCAGGAGGAGGAAGUCUCGUUCCAGAGACCGCAGCAGACGCUCCAGGUCCAGAGAUCGGAGGAAGGAUGACAAGAACAGAAAACGCUCAAAAACUCCACCCAAGAGCUACAGCAGCGCCAGACGCUCCCGCAGCACCAGCCGCAAACGGCACAAGAGAAGUCGCAGCGCGUCUCGAUCACCGAAGAAGCCACGAUCUCCCAAGAAGAAACUGUCCCGCUCGCCGUCUCCUCGCAGACACAAGAAAGAGAAAAAGAAGGAUAAAGACCGCGAGAGAGACCGCGACCGAGACAGGAAGGACGACUGGGAGAGAAAUCGGGACAAAAGUGAACGUUCCGCCAGCAAGAAGAGCAAGGACAAAGACAAAGACAAGGACAGAGACCGGAAGUCCGACAGCGAGAAGGGAGAUGUGAAGGUGACCAGGGACUACGAUGAAGAGGAGCAGGGCUACGACAGCGAGCACGAGGAAGAGCGCGAGAGGAACUCAGACGCCGCCUCGUCGCCGCAGGCUAAAGAGCCACUAGCAGACAGCGCAGACGACGCGGGUCGCGGAGAGUCGGACGGAAACAGUGAAGACCAGCAAGACGAAGACAUGGACAUGAGCGACUGAAGCAGCCCACGGAUCAGUGUUUGAGUGUAUUGUUCAGACGGAGGAAAGCUCGCUCUAGAUCAGUCUGAAACUCCUUCAUUCCUUCGAGUUUUAAAACCGCAUCCUUAGAAUCUGCUGUAUUUACUGGUACACGCUCGUCUUAAGAAGUUCUCCGGUUUUAGAGCGGUUUCUUCUCUCAUGGCUGAUGUGGAACGAUGUUAUACUGUACAUUUAGUGUAGACCGUUGAAAAAUACACCCAUUCACUGUCUGUUUGCAGUUUCUAUUUAAAGCAAUCACCCUCUAAUUAAAAGUGCUUGGAUAACAUUGUCAAGCCGUGUUUUUUUUUCUUUCUUUUAAUGAAAUUGCAUUUGUUUUUUAUAGUUGGCCUGAGUUAGUUUGUCAUUUUAAACUCGUUUGUGGAACUCCACAUGAACUGGAUUACUUUCUCUCGCAGGUCAUUCGACAGUCCAGCUGUAUCUACCACAGUGUGUUUUUCUGUAGAUUGCUAAGAAAAGGAUUUCUCUGUACUGUUUGCAAUGUUACGAAUUGAAAAUAAAACUUCAUAUAAAA
Messenger RNA from Sinocyclocheilus rhinocerous, 2078 nucleotides. Its product is annotated as serine/arginine-rich splicing factor 11-like. The transcript is spliced from 12 exons. The coding region runs from base 146 to 1528 and encodes 460 amino acids. NCBI's taxonomy places the organism in Eukaryota, Metazoa, Chordata, Actinopteri, Cypriniformes, Cyprinidae. Gene Ontology annotation, cellular component: nucleoplasm. Gene Ontology annotation, molecular function: RNA binding. Gene Ontology annotation, biological process: RNA splicing. The record is from RefSeq and is a predicted model, not a curated record.